Messenger RNA from Vitrella brassicaformis, 658 nucleotides. NCBI's taxonomy places the organism in Eukaryota, Vitrellaceae. The record is from the annotation of a GenBank genome assembly.
GCGACCAGAUCUCUGUGAAUUUGUGGUGAUAUCCGCCGUCUGCACAUGCCUAACCCAUCCUCGCGGCAGUCGACUGAUGAGGCGUGUUUUCGAUGCAAGGGGGACGCUCCCGCCGGCUGCGGGUCGUGCAGAGGCACGGGCAAGACAGCACAUCACAUCGUCUAUCACGGCACCAACACGGAGGCGUCCAAAAACAUCGACCUGGACGGCUUCUCCCUCAGCCUCUCAGGCAUGUUCGGCCAGGCCUUCUACGUCACGGCCGACAGGUGCGCCAGCCCACGAACGCACAUCUAACACACUUUGAAUGCAGGCUGUGUGUUUCAGGUCGAAAUCUGUAGCAUUUGCACGCCGGAAGGUCAAGCUUGAGGGCGGCCAGGGAGUGGUGUACACGCUGCUUGUUGAUGUGGGCAACAUGAAGCAGCACAAUGCUUCAGGCGAGUCGUCAGAACGAAAAGGAUGGAAACCACGGACAUGCAGUAGCUUUGUGUGUGUGUGUGAGCAGGCUGUUAUGGUCGUCACAGGGCCGAGGGGUGUACCUGUCACGCUUGGCUGAAUGACGGCUACGACAGCCAGUAUGUGCCGCCCUGCCCGAAUGGCGUGAAGCGAGAGGAAACUGCACUCAGGUCUGUCGCACAAAUCAAAAGAACGCUCAAACGGG